This is a messenger RNA of Cygnus olor (mute swan), 742 nucleotides long. It is a transcript of the gene SEBOX, whose product is annotated as SEBOX homeobox. The transcript has 2 exons. Gene Ontology annotation, molecular function: DNA binding. The record is from RefSeq and is a predicted model, not a curated record. NCBI's taxonomy places the organism in Eukaryota, Metazoa, Chordata, Aves, Anseriformes, Anatidae. Bases 1 to 507 code for a protein of 168 amino acids.
AUGAGUGCGGCCCCGGGCACCUCCCGCGCCCCCCAGCCGCUGCUCCGCUUCCCCGACGGGGCGGGCGGACCGGGCGGCGGGCGGGGGGCGGCGGCGGCGGCGGGGGGGGAGAACCGGUCCCCGGGACCCCCGGGGGGGCCACGGAAGCGGCGGAGAACCACGUUCAGCCGGGGGCAGCUGUCGGAGCUGGAGCGGGCCUUCGCCGCCGUGCCCUACCCGGACAUCGCCACCCGGGAGCGCCUGGCCGAGCUCACGCAGCUGCCCGAGGCCAAGAUCCAGGUCUGGUUCCAGAACCGCCGUGCCCGCAGGAUCCGCAGCGCCAAACCGGAGCCGCCGCCGUCGCCGCCACCCGGGGAGCGGGGUCUGCCCGUGGUGCCCCCCGACGGCACCGGCCCCGUCCCCGUCCCGCCAGCACCCCACAGCCCCGCUCGGGGCCUCCCCACCUCGCUGGGCUCCAUCUCCGACCUCAUCUACAGCGCGGCCAUCACCAACCUGGGCGAGCCGUAGCCACGGCGAGGCCCCCCCCCCCCCCCCCCCCCCCCCCCCCGGCACCGGGGUUUAUCGCCCUGAUUUCAUUAGGGUGCGGAAUUACCGCCGGGCCCCACGGUCCCUGCGAUGCCGUCCAAUAUCCUAAAUGCCGGUGAGGCCGUGGCGGGGCCAGCUCCCGAUCAGCUCCCCCCCCCCCCCCCCCGGCCUAAUACCGCCUAAUCUUUUGGAGAAAUACCUUAAUCUGAGGCAGUAU